UUAUUUCCAGAUAGUUUUCAAAAUCUUCUAAACCUUCAUAUAAGUCGACAUAUAGUAGAUAAUGCACGCCAAUAUGUUACAUACACUAAUACAGCAGUUGGUACAAAAGAAAUGGUGCAUAGAAUUUUCAAGUUAAUUGUACCACAUACAAACAAAAAAAAUCUUGAACUUAACUUGUUGAAACAAGUUAAUACUUUACAAACAUUAAGAUACUUAGCUGAUAGAGGAAUAGAUGACCGUUGGUGUAUUGAUAAUCAUAACUUGUCAAUAUAUAUAUUACAAGAACUUGAUCAAG
Molecule: messenger RNA, 295 nt
Organism: Scutellospora calospora
Lineage: Eukaryota; Fungi; Glomeromycota; Glomeromycetes; Diversisporales; Gigasporaceae
Source: the annotation of a GenBank genome assembly